This is a messenger RNA of Chaetura pelagica (chimney swift), 285 nucleotides long. RefSeq names its product UBA-like domain containing 1 (gene UBALD1). NCBI's taxonomy places the organism in Eukaryota, Metazoa, Chordata, Aves, Apodiformes, Apodidae. The transcript is spliced from 4 exons. The record is from RefSeq and is a predicted model, not a curated record. Bases 1 to 285 code for a protein of 94 amino acids.
AUGGAGGAUGAGGGGACUGCUCUCAGUGCUUUUUUCCAAGAAACAAACAUCCCCUACAGCCACCACCAUCAGAUGAUGUGCACUCCCGCCAACACGCCGGCCACGCCGCCCAACUUCCCGGAUGCUCUGGCCAUGUUCUCCAAGCUGAGGACCUCCGAGAGCCUGCAGAGCAACAACAGCCCCAUCCCAUCCAUGGCCUGUUCCCCACCGGGGACAGUGGUGGGACACGGGGGAGGCUGGCCUGGGCUCUGGCUGGUGCAGGAUCCCCUGUCCAAGUGCCCCUGA